UUAUAUUCGGACAUUUUCUGAAUGUAACGAUAAAGACGAGAAGUCUGAACAGGAGCGUGUGCGGGUCUUUUCAAGGAUUUCAGUGUUGACUUCUGGGGUUUCUGGAAUCUGCUGAAAAUAAGGAGCAUAGGAAAAAACAGAGGAAUCAAACAUGAGUACCACAAAUGAAACCUUGCACUGCCAAUCCAUCCAAGAAAAUUCGACUUUGUUCUUGCGUAUUAUGAUGAUCAUUGAGAUGAUCGUGGGUCUGCCACUCAACAUAAUAGCUUUGGUGAUUUUCUACGUUGGCAUGAAACUUUGGAAACCCCACACUCUCUUCCUCUUUAACCUGCUUUUAGCUGACCUCCUGGUCCUCAUCAGCAUACCCUUCCGCUUUGACACCGAAUUCCAAGGGGACUACUGGAGGUUUGGAGAGUUCUGGUGCAACAUCAACCUCUUCAUGCUGGCUGUCAAUCGUUCUGCCAGCAUUGCAUUUAUGACAGUGGUGGCACUGGAUCGUUACUUUAAAGUGGUCCACCCGCAUUACCGCAUCAGCCGCAUUAGUUUAACUCAGUCAGGUUGGCUCGCAGGUCUGAUCUGGAUUGUUGUGGUUGCCUUUCGGAUUCCGCUGAUGACCACCAAACUCCUCCACAAGUUUAGUCACCAAGGUCAAAACUUCUCCUGGUGUCGCAGCUUCAACUCCUACAGUGUAAUCCCUUUGGCAAUACAAGUACACUAUGUGGCCUUCAUUGCAGAGUUCAUCCUGCCCUGGCCCUUGUUGCUGUUCUGCUCAGCCCGGAUUGUCUACUUCCUGCACAAACGGCAAUUAGACGGGCAGAAGAAGGUACGGAAGGCCAUGCGAGUGGUAUGUGUGAUCAGUUUGGUAUUCACCUUCUGCUUCAUGCCAAGUGUCGUUACAGGCUUGGCUGGGGUGUUUAUCAAAAAAUUAUACCCAGAAGACUGCAAGUUGUACAAUAAUACCACCCACCUGUUUAUGAUUUUCAUCGGCUUGACCUACUUAACCAGUGCUUUGGACCCUGUCAUCUACUGUUUCUCUAGCACCAUAUUUCGUGAUGCCCUCAAGAGUUGUAUCAGCCACCUAGGAUUCAAGAAUAACUUCAGAGCUGCCAACAGCUCAGACACUUCCUGAAAGGCAAACAUAAUGAAAUAAAUAUGUUUUAAUGAACAGACUUCUCCAGAACCAGGUCUUAGGUUCAAUCCUCAGACUGCUGAGGUGUCUUGAGGAAGAUGUUAAACUACUGACUGAAUAAGGCAAGCCAGGUGACUGAUGAAAUUAUAGUAUGUGUUUUGAACUUAAGUCUGGGUUGAUGAAUGCUGCAGGGAAGUACCCUGACAGGUAGAGUUCUGUCUGCAAGUAUUGUCAGUCAGUGCAUUUCUAAUGUCUAUAACAUCAGUAUAACAAAUACAGUGACCAGUGGAAUCCCUGCAAAUGUUGAAUAUAUAUGCUCAAACUAUAUAACAUGAAUGUAAACAUAAAAAACAACAACAUGUAAAGUGUGUGUGCUAUGUCUUUUUAUUUUUGGUUCUCUACUGAUUUCAGAGAUGUUUAUAAUAAUGCAGAGAUAACAAAAUAUUAAAUUAAAAGGAAGAAACAAAUACAUAGCUCUUGAAGCAUAAUUAAUAAGCAAUUCAGUCCUUCUUGGCUUAAACACUGUCGGAACUAUGAAAUUUCAUUACAUUAUCUGCUUUAUAGUUUGAUGAUAGACUGGGACGUAACAAUUAUAUUCAAGGAAAGGUAAGGACAGGCUUCUGGAUCUGCAAAACAUUUACAUGUAACCCUGUAAAACUGUGUGCAGGACUGUUUUCUAUUACCAUAUACUUUUCAACUGGAUUAUGGAUGCCUAAUAUGACAUAUAUCUGACAAACAUGCAUCAAAGGAAAGAUGAUACAAAUCCUUGCAAAAUGCAUGACUGAAUUGUGUAUACAGAAAAAUAAAUCCGGACACCAGUGUUUUAGUACUCAAGAUAAAGCACCCUAAAAAAAAAAAAGAAAUUAAUGUGAACAAGUUUAGUCUUGGGACUUUUUUAAAAAACAUGAUUAAAGUUGUUUAAUCAUGUUUAAGAACUUCUGAG
Molecule: messenger RNA, 2072 nt
Organism: Larimichthys crocea (large yellow croaker)
Lineage: Eukaryota; Metazoa; Chordata; Actinopteri; Sciaenidae
Gene: hcar1-3
Product: hydroxycarboxylic acid receptor 1-3
Exons: 2
Coding region: 152-1129 (325 amino acids)
Biological process (GO): G protein-coupled receptor signaling pathway
Cellular component (GO): plasma membrane
Molecular function (GO): G protein-coupled receptor activity
Source: RefSeq, a predicted model, not a curated record